UCCGUUUCUCUUUUUAGUAACCAUCAACCAAAGAAGGAUUGCUUGCAUAAAAAGACAAUCAUGUGAUGAGAAAAAAAAGAAGAAAAAAUGGGGUUUAGACCAUAAAUUUUACUUUCUUCUUAUUUCUCUAUUAUCAAUGGCAGACAUUAUACCAGGAGCGAAUGGUAUACCACCAUUGCCUAUUUCUUACUAUGAAAACUUUCUUGAGAGUUUAGCUCGAAUUGUUUCUAAACUCUUGACUGAUCAAGAAACAGAAACAGUUAUUUCGUCCAUAAGAUCAUUUCAAGAACGACUGAAACGAGUGAGCAGUCAAAACUUGAGUCGUCUCAGCAUGGAAAUAUCAGCAGCAGAAAAUCCAAGUCCCGGCUUGUGUCGACACGAAGGCAAGACGUGUACACAGAAUUGUACACGUGGAUUCAUCAAGACAUUUACAGUUGCGUUUGCUGUAAAGUACCUCAUUGGCGUCUUACCCACACUCUUGUCUGGCAAAAUAUUAAAGAGGCCGGGCGUUUUAAAGCAAAUGGCCGGAAGAGAUACAGCUUGUUUUGCCUUGUUUUUGAGUACCUUUAUUAGUAGUUACAAAGGAAUUUUGUGUGCUAUGCGUCGUUAUAGAAAGACAAAGGACAGGAAAUCAGAUAGAUUAAAUGCAUUUGUAGCAGGCAGCUUGGCAGGUUUAGCUCUCGCUUUUGAUCGUGACAAGCGUAGAAGGCAGUCUAUCAUGCUCUAUUUGUUCACAAGAGCUCUCCAAUUCAGUGGUGCAUGGUUGAUGAAACACUGGGCUAUCAAGCGAAAAGAAAAUCAUCCAGGAGAAAAAAGAUGGGACGAUUGUUUUGCCGAGUUUAUACAGCGAUUUUCUGGUGUUGGUGUGAUGAUGUUGGCCAAUGCUCAAAUUAUCUAUGCCUUUUUAUUUAACCAUGAUACUCUGCCUCGGUCAUUCUUUGCCUUUUUAUUGACUCAUGCUAGCUUUAAAAAGUAUUAUGAUGGAAUGGCUGCUCGUAUUGCAGAAGCUGUUGGUGUGACAGUACAUCAAUUGGUUGAAGAUGGUAUCUCUAUCAAAGUGCCUGAAGGUGUCACUAGUCAAGACUUCAUUUCUCAAUAUGUCAGUCCAAACAUUGCUAGUUCAAUUCAUCCCAAACUACACCAUAAAUACAUUAUGUGUUCUAUUCAACAUCCCUUGACCUCUAGUUGCACCAUAGACAAGUUUGGAUUGUUUAAAGAUGAAUUCCUUCGAUCACUCAAGCUCUAUGUACCUUUGAAUGUGAUCAUGUUGGCAGUAUUUAGAUCAAAGCAAAUGAGAAUAGACCCUCAAACAGUUCUGCAAAAGUUUAGUAUAUCUUGUCUUCGGUCUGCCUUGUUUUUGACAAUGUAUGUUGUUAUGGGCUUGUCUACUCCUUGUACACUUCGUCGAGUAACAGGCAGAGAUGCUCCUUGGAUCUAUGCUGCAACAGGAGCAGUGGCUGGUAGUAUGGUGGCCAUUGAAGCACCUGGUCGUCAAUUAGAACUUGGUUUAUAUUGUCUUCCUAGAGCCUUAGAAUCCUUCUGGAAGACAUUGUUGAAGAGUGGCAAAGUCAGGAAUAUACCACAUGGAGAUAUUUUGUUGUUCAUGACCUCUAUGGGAACCUUAAUGACUUUGUAUCAAAAUGAGAAAGACACUAUUAAUUCUCAUUAUCUGAGUGUGAUGACACGCUUUUUUGGUCAAAAUUAAAUUUUGAAAAUAGAGGAUAAUAAAGGGGGAAAAACUUUGCUAUUUUUUUUUU
This is a messenger RNA of Gilbertella persicaria, 1757 nucleotides long. RefSeq lists its product as uncharacterized. The record is from RefSeq and is a predicted model, not a curated record. NCBI's taxonomy places the organism in Eukaryota, Fungi, Mucoromycota, Mucoromycetes, Mucorales, Choanephoraceae. Bases 137 to 1705 code for a protein of 522 amino acids. The transcript is spliced from 7 exons.